Molecule: messenger RNA, 906 nt
Organism: Eruca vesicaria subsp. sativa (arugula)
Lineage: Eukaryota; Viridiplantae; Streptophyta; Magnoliopsida; Brassicales; Brassicaceae
Source: the annotation of a GenBank genome assembly
UUUGAAUCAAAUCUCAAUACCAAAAAAAAAAAAAAAAAAUCUUGUCCUACUUUUCUUUUCUCAAAGCUAGCCAAGAAGAAAAAAAAAAUGAAACUCCCAUUUCUAAACAAGAACAACUCUUCAUUUUCGUGUACUUCAGAUUCAAAUUCAGUUUCAUCAUCAACAAAUACCACUUCAUGGGCAUGGCCUUCUUGUCAUCAAAACCCUAAAACCACAUCUUUUAGAGCCACCAUCACUUUCACCAACCCAAUCCACGAGCAAGACGAUGAUGAGCUCGACCCAUCUGAGAUUAAAGAGUCGAUAGAGAGUGUGAUAAAAGGGCUAAGAUCUUCAGAGAGACUCAUCUUCGAAAGCAAAGGAGAAUCCAACUCUAUACUCGAAGAAGCUACAACAAAGCAAGUACAAGAACAAGAAGAAGAAGCAGAGGAGGAAGAGGAAGAAGGCUUCAUGCUCUUGUCCUUAGAAUCAAACGACCCUUACUCUGAUUUCAAGAGAUCCAUGGAGGAGAUGGUUGACGCACACGCGCUUCACCACGACUGGAGAAGCCUCGAACUGCUUCUUGUCCAGUUCUUGAAAGUCAACGCCAAGACCAGCCAUCGAUACAUCUUCGCCGCUUUUGUCGAUCUACUCUUCAACUUAGCACCAAACACGAAUGGACUCAUCAGUAACAACAUUGCCAAAGACGACGUGGUCGGCGUUUCUGCGUCACGCGCCGUCGCUGGAGAGGCAAGCACUUCUUAUUGUACCAGUAUAGGUCUAGGCGAAUCUCCGUUGUCUCCUUUGUCGUUCUACACGUCGUGUUCUUCGUCUUCUUCCUCCGAUGAGACUUCAUCCACGUCCGUGCGAUUCUUGCCGUUGUCUUCGUUGUUAGAGAUGGAUGAGAAAACUAAAGACAUUUUGGUUUAA